This is a messenger RNA of Acanthoscelides obtectus, 623 nucleotides long. The record is from the annotation of a GenBank genome assembly. NCBI's taxonomy places the organism in Eukaryota, Metazoa, Arthropoda, Insecta, Coleoptera, Chrysomelidae.
GUUUUGGUCAGACCCUUCUCGAGCCGUAGAUGCGUCAUAUUCGUCAGUUUUCUCCAAAACGACCCAGAGCAUAUUCCUUCCUUCCCAAAAUGCCCACUCCUCUACCUAACACUAUAAGCCCCUGAUCCAUUUCCUCUAAACUUCUCCAUCACCCAAGUCAUGUUCAACAAUCUCCUUACCCGCAUAACCAGCCCUACGGCAAAGAGGAGGUACACCUACCAUUGUCCCGAGGUCCACUCUGAUCCUGAGGAGGAUGACCAGCCAAUCACGCCGAGGAAACCAAGGUUGCUCGAGAGAAAGAAGAAAGGUCGGAGGGCUUUGGAGACCGGUCUUAGACAGGCGAGGAGUUUGGGCAGGCUGGACGGACUCAAAGAGGGAGAACUCUCUUUGCUGGCUUUUGAGAUGACUCAGCAAUUGACUGGUAAUGGUAACCUAUAGACGUCUUGUUAGUAUCAUUAGUGAAUGGUAGCUUCACCUAUAACAAACCAAAACUAAUCUGAAAAUGUUUAUAUAACUGCAACUUGGCAUUGGAUAAGUAAGCUAUACAUUAAUAUUGAGGUCAUGUACAUGUCCUGCACAUUCAGAGCUCAAUAAUUAUAUAAUUGAACCUCUUUGAAAUAAAC